GAAAAAAAUGAUAGUGACGAAGAGGAUUUGGAAGAGUGGGCAAGGCGUACUGUGGAGCGAACAAGAAUGAAGAAAAAAGACAAGAGAAAAUUCACGAAAAAAGACGGAGAUGACAAAGGCGGUUCGACUGAUCAGGAUAUCAUUUCGUUCUUGGUCAAAAAUGGUGCGAAUGUCAAUGCAACGGAUUACAGUGGAUCCACUCCGUUACAUUAUACGGCCCUGUACAACCAACCUGAGUACGCCAGAGGUCUUAUAAAAAAUGGAGCAGAUUUGGAGUGCAGAGAUAUUGAAGGAAUGACCCCUUUCAUCUUGGCAGUGGAAAAGAAUCACACAAGUGUGGGAAAAGUGCUCCUGGAAAAUGGUGCUGACUACUCAGCAAAGGACAAUAAUGACAACAAUGUGCUGCACUUAUGCUGUUUAAACAAGGAUCACGCGACACUUGGAUUGCUGUCCGAAUAUUUGUCUCAACUUGAUGUGAACUUCCUCCGGAAACUAUUGGUCCAAGUGAACAGGUCUAACGAAACGCCUGCACAUUAUGCUGCUCGACGAGAGGAUCCGACACUGCUCCAGUCGAUGCUACCUACAAGCACAAGGGCUGGGAUACUGUCAGGUUGCCCAAGCCUAGAUGGGGGAAUUCGAGAGGCAGAGGUCGGGUUCGAACCUUCCGGUUAUGGUGCCAAGGUGAACUGCCCCAACAAUAGAGGCAAAACGCCGCUGAUGAUCGCAUGCCAAACGAAAAAUGAGCACUUGGUGGAAAGUCUGCUUACCAACGGUGCUGACGCUUCCCUCUUGGACAAUCAGCAAAAUAGUGCACUUUACUUCGCCAUUAAGGCGAGGAAUUACGACAUAGUUUCGGUGAACUGCCCCAACAAUAGAGGCAAAACGCCGCUGAUGAUCGCAUGCCAAACGAAAAAUGAGCACUUGGUGGAAAGUCUGCUUACCAACGGUGCUGACGCUUCCCUCUUGGACAAUCAGCAAAAUAGUGCACUUUACUUCGCCAUUAAGGCGAGGAAUUACGACAUAGUUUCGAAACUACUUCGAAGCGUUAAAGAAAAACACAAAAUUUUGGGGUGGAAAAACAGAAAUGGUGAUACAAGUUUGCACAUCGUGGCGUCGCUAGGAGAUGAAGAAAUGAUUGUGAAUCUUCACAAUGAGGGUGCCUAUAGGUGGGCGCUUAACUUCUGCCGGCAAACACCCCUCCAUAUUGCUGCAUCAAAAGGUCACCUAAAAGUUGCAACUCAUCUGACAGAGGUACACCCAUUCUCGAUUGAUGCCGGAGAUGAGAAUGGCAAUACCGCGUUGCAUUAUGCUGCAAGAAAUGGACAUGUUAGCGUUGUCGAGCAUUUGCUCACACUUAGUCGUCCUACUUACAAUGCGAAAAAUGUUCAGGGACGCACAGCGUUAAUGUAUGCGGCGGAAAACGACCAAACAGAAUGCAUUGAGGCAUUGUUGAAAGCAAGGAACUUAAACGUGAAUAUGACCGACAACUUUGGAAGGACCCCUCUGAUGAUUGCAUGUGAACAAGGUAACGCGAAUUCAGUGAGACUUUUGCUGAAAAAUGGAGCCGAACUGACCUACUGCAUCUCUCAUGCUUGUAAACCUUUUGCUGGCUGGAAUGCAUUGAAUUUGGCCAUUUGGAGCAGAAAUCUCGACUGUGUUCUUGAAAUUCUGAAUAGCGACAACUGGCGUGAUGCUAUGUGGAACACUGCAAAAGAUUUAAAUGGCGAAUGGAUGACUCCUAUGCGUCAAAUGAUUAAAGAGCUUCCAAAGCUCAUCAGCAGUGCAUAUCCAAUGACCGUGCCGGGAUUCGAACUCUGGACAUCUGACAUGCGAGGCGAGCGUGUAACUACUACUCGUUGGAUGCAUCUGAAUUUUCACCGAAAUACACUCAUUUGCAAACAAAUUUACUUUUGCGAGAGACUCACCUGGAACCCAGCUGAAUUUCUCGUUUGUGAUGUUUUCAGGCAACUGAAUGUGUUGCGUCAGGCCGCCCCACGUUCCACUUGCGACGAUAUUCGACAUAUUGCGAUACAUGUGUUUUCCGUAGAGCAUCACGAGGAACCUGAUGAUCCAAAGUCAACUGUGGUCAAAUUCGAUUUCCGAUUCCUCGAACAAUGGGAAUCAUACAUGAGAAGUCCAUGGACCCAAAGACCCAGGUUCCUACGUAACUGCUGCAAACCAAGGCAAAAGUACACCCAUGAUGAUAUAACGGUGCCCUUCCUGCAUUCGGAUCAAGUUUGUGUUCUGGAUAACAGAUCGGAGCCAGAACUCGUCCAUCCGAUGCGUUUGAUGCUGAAAUACAAUCGUGAAGAACUUAUCUCGCAUCCGGUGGUGCAGUCAAUUUUAUCCCAAAUGUGGCAGCCCGUACUGGGUCUUUAUCUACUCAAUAUGGGAUUUUUCUUACUAUUUAUCGCCCUUUUCACGUCGUUCAUGGUACUCACUGAUCCUCCGUAUCUGCUAUUAGGUCAGAGGAGUCUCAGCACUGCGGAGCUUUGCGCGGAAAUGGAGCAAAACCAACAAAAAGCAUACCACUUGUUUGUUCAGUUCCCAAAAUACGCUCUGAUGGUGGCCAGCAUUAUUAAUAUUUUGAAAGAAAUUGCUCAGUUGUGCGCAUCUGGCCGAUCAUACCUAACUUUGGAGAAUUUGGUUGAAUGGACAAUUUUCGUGCUUGCCAUUGUCACGACCAUAGACACUAGUAAGUGUAUGGCGAAGACCGGACUACGCGAGCAUUGGCAAUGGCAGACCGGUACUGUGGGUCUUACGCUAGCGUGGGUCGACAUGCUAUUCUUUAUGCAGAGGUUGUUUCCUAGCGGCAACUACCUUGGCACUUUUGUUUUGAUUUCUAAAAACUUGUUGAAGCUGUUCAUCAUAUUUAGCCCGUUUUGGAUCGCCUUUAUGAUAGGAUUUCAUCUGUUACUGGCUAAUCACUAUGCCUUCAUGGAUAUGGGCAAUUCACUCACCAAGAUGAUCACCAUGACCAGCGGUGAAGUAGAUUUUUCUGGGACUAUGAUGUCCCAUUACGAUAAAGAUUCUGGACCAGAGGCAGCCGUUUACUACGCUUCUGUUACUUACGCGCUCAUGCUACUCUUCAUCUGUAUCAUGACUAUUGCUAUGCAGAAUAUGCUGACGGCCAUUGCCGUAGGGGAUGUGAAUGAAAUGCAGGGAAGAGCGCAUUUCGACCGAUUGCGUAAGACGCAUAUGUUGCUCUUGGGUGUGCUGAGGAGCAGUUUAAAACCGCACCGCUAUCUGUUGAUUUCCGAUAAACAAUGGUUCAAGCAUCCCAGUACGGAAACCUUGCUCAAUUUGCGGGGAGUGAUGGUGUUCCUUAGAAUUUGGCGCCCCCUGCCGACCGUCUACACGUACUCUUUGGACCAGCCAAGAGGCUUUCUGUUUGGAUGGAUCUAUAAAGCCAUGGGAGGAACGCAAGAGUAUGAGAUCGAUGAGGAAAAAGAAGAUGAAGCAGAAGACGUCACUCAUUCAUUAAGUCUCCUGAAUGAAUUGCGAAAAACUAUUGUCAGUUUGGAGGAAUCUGUUUUGGCUCUGCACAAGACGUUACUUCAGGGUAAAUAA
This is a messenger RNA of Opisthorchis viverrini, 3570 nucleotides long. RefSeq lists its product as hypothetical. The transcript is spliced from 23 exons. Gene Ontology annotation, cellular component: membrane. NCBI's taxonomy places the organism in Eukaryota, Metazoa, Platyhelminthes, Trematoda, Opisthorchiida, Opisthorchiidae. The coding region runs from base 67 to 3570 and encodes 1167 amino acids. The record is from RefSeq and is a predicted model, not a curated record. Gene Ontology annotation, molecular function: protein binding; monoatomic ion channel activity. Gene Ontology annotation, biological process: transmembrane transport; monoatomic ion transport.